Sciurus carolinensis (gray squirrel) is the source of this 4913-nucleotide messenger RNA. RefSeq names its product BRCA1 associated RING domain 1 (gene Bard1). The transcript is spliced from 11 exons. Lineage: Eukaryota; Metazoa; Chordata; Mammalia; Rodentia; Sciuridae. Gene Ontology annotation, molecular function: protein binding. The record is from RefSeq and is a predicted model, not a curated record. Bases 99 to 2426 code for a protein of 775 amino acids.
GCCCGGACGGUUCCCUGGCCAGCAGCGUGGGGUUCCACGCUGCCCGAGUCCACCCGGCAUCUCGCCCCCCGAGAAGCCUUUCCCGUGACGGCUAGGCGAUGCCGGGCAGCCGGCAGCCCAGGGUCCGCUCCGGGAACGCGCCUCGCCCGGCGCUCGCCAUGGAGCCGGCGGGUGACGGGGCCUGGGCCCACAGCCGUGCUGCGCUCGACCGCCUGGAGAAGCUGCUGCGCUGCUCGCGCUGCACUAAUAUUCUGAGGGAACCUGUGUGUUUAGGAGGGUGUGAGCACAUCUUCUGUAGUGAUUGUGUAAGUGACUGCAUUGGAACUGGAUGUCCAGUGUGUUAUACCCCAGCUUGGAUACUAGAUGUCAAGAUAAACAGACAGUUGGACAGCAUGAUCCAGCUCUGUAGUAAGCUCCGGAACUUGCUACAUGACAAUAAGCUUUCAGAUUUGAAAGAAGAGACAUCUAGAACAAGUUUAUUUAAUGAUUUGGAAAACAAGAAGAAAUCAAUAAAAAUGUGGUUUAGUCCUCGAAGCAAGAAAGUCAGAUAUGUUGUGAGUAAAGUUUCAGUGCAAACCCAGCCUCAAAAAAUAAAAGAUGAAGCCCCUCAGCAAACCUCAAUGUAUGAAUUUGUUUCUUCAAGUCCUCCUGUAGUUGUUCCUAAGAGGGCUAAAAAGGCUUCUGCGACAUCUGCAAAGAAGCAAAAAAAGAAAACUUUAGCUGAAAUAAACCAACAAUGGAAUUUAGAGUCAGAAAAAGAAGCUGGUGAACUUGACUCCAAAGAGGAAUUUAAGGAAAAACUGGUAUCCUUCUGUAGCCAACCAUCGGUUAUCACUAGCCCACAGAUAAAUGGUGAAAUAGACUUACUAGCAAGUGGCUCUGGAACUGAAUCUGAAUGCUUUGGAAGCUUAACAGAGGUCUCUUUACCAUUGGCUGAGCAUAUCGAGUCUCCAGACCCUGAGAGGAAGAGUGAGAUGACUCCUGAGGAGAAGGUCCGUGACAGUGAUCUUAUAACUAAGGCAGCUUUACUGUCAGGUCCCCCUGUCAAACGUGGAUGUUGCAGCAGACCUUCUGGCUCUCUUUCUAAGAGAUGUAAAAGCAGCAUUCCAAGCAUCAGUGGAGAUUUUGUUAAGCAAACAGUGCUCUCAGAAAAUAUCCCAUUGCUUGACUGUUCCUCACCACCUUCUAGCAAACUUGAAGCUGAUGACACGAUGAAGAGGAGAAACAGUAAUAUAUCAGAUGACUCUAUUAGCCUUUCACCAUGUACACCACCGUCUACACUCAACUGUUCAAGUUAUAGACGAAUGAUGUUGAGCCCUUCUGCAGUGAAGCUGUCGCCCAGUAGCCUUAUGGUUGGGAAAAGAAACCAUAGAGGAGAAACUUUGCUUCAUAUUGCUUCUAUCAAGGGUGACGUUCCUUCUGUUGAAUACCUCUUGCAAAAUGGAAGUGACCCGAAUGUUAAAGACCAUGCUGGAUGGACACCAUUGCAUGAAGCCUGUAAUCAUGGGCACCUGAAGGUAGUGGAAUUGCUGCUCCAGCAUAAGGCAUUGGUGAACACCACUGGCUACCAGAAUGACUCGCCACUUCAUGAUGCUGCUAGGAAUGGGCACAUGGAUAUAGUCAGGUUGUUACUGUCCUAUGGAGCUUCCCGGAAUGCAGUUAACAUAUUUGGUCUGAGGCCUGUGGAUUAUACAGACAAUGAAAAUAUGAAAUCAUUAUUGCUGCUACCAGAGAAGAAUGUAUCAUCCUCAACUAGCCAUUGCUCGGUCGUGAACACUGGGCAGCGCAGAGAUGGACCGCUUGUGCUUAUAGGCAGUGGGCUUUCUUCAGAACAACAGAAAAUGCUCAGUGAACUUGCGGCAGUUCUUAAGGCUAAAAAAUGUGCUGAGUUUGACAGUACAGUAACUCAUGUCAUUGUUCCUGGUGACGAAGUUCAGAGUACUCUGAAGUGUAUGCUUGGAAUUCUCAAUGGUUGUUGGGUCCUAAAGUUUGAAUGGGUGAAAGCCUCUCUACAAAAGAAAGUAUGUGAAAGGGAAGAAAAGUAUGAAAUUCCUGAAGGCCCACAGAGAAGCAGGCUCAACAGAGAACAGCUGUUGCCAAAGUUGUUUGAUGGAUGCUACUUCUAUUUUGGGGGAACCUUCAAACAUCAUCCAAAGGACAACCUUAUUAAGCUUGUUACUGCAGCAGGGGGCCAGAUCCUCAGUAGAAAACCUAAGCCAGACAGUGACGUGACACAGACCAUCAAUACAGUUGCUUAUCAUGCCAAACCCGAUUCUGAUCAGCGCUUCUGCACACAGUAUAUCAUCUAUGAGGAUUUGUCUAAUUAUCGCCCAGAAAGGGUUCGUCAGGGCAAAGUCUGGAUGGCUCCUUCAAGCUGGUUUAUAGACUGUGUGAUGUCCUUUGAGUUACUUCCUCUUGACAGCUGAAUAUUAUACCAGAUGAACACUUCAAAUUGAAGCUGCACAGUUGUGUGAACCCAGCACUGUUUUUGAUCAUUCACAUUUUUACAGAUAGGUAGAGUCAUUCACUUUUUUUUUUUUUUUUUUUUGAAUUAAAAAAAAAAUUUAUGCCAGAUUAGGAAUUCACUCUGUGUUUAUCAUUUAGAUGCUAGGACCACUUUUAAAGAAUUUUUCUUUCAGGGCCUAGAGCUGUAACUCAGUAGCUCAGUAGUAGAGCAUUUGCCUAGCAUGCACAAGACCCUGGAUUUGACCCCCUAACAUUGAAAAAUAAAUUUUUUUUGUUUUCUUUUUGAAACUGGCCUGUUUAUUAAUGUGCUUCUACUCUAAUUAUCAGCUAUCAAAGAUCAGUGAGAGGCUAUGAUAACUGUUGGUUAAAUCUGUAAAUGAUAUCAUUAUACUCUCAGCCUUUUAGUACUCUUUGAUGCAAAAAGUCCACACCUGCCACCAGCAAAAAUACUUUUCAUCCUUUAUUAAGCAGAAUAUUGUGAAAUGAUUUUUUUUUUUUUUUUUUUUUGCAUUUAAAAGGUAGUUCCUGAUCUAAAUGUGCCAUCACAGGUGUUAAAUCCUCCUAUCUGCAAUUGUCUUCAUUUUAUAUUGUAUAUAUUUAGUUUCUUAAAAAUUUGGGGGCUUUUAUUCCUUCAUUUUUAUCCUUUUUUUGAUCUUGUAUAUUCAUCAGGAAAUCAUGAUUUGAACCAUAACAGCAUUGUCUUUUGUUAGUGAAAAUCAAUGUUACAUUUACUGUACGUAUUAUCAUCGUGUACAUUUGCUUAUUGUUAACUAUCAGUUUAUAACUGUUUAUUUGCUUUCUCUGUGUGCAUCUAUAUGUGUAUAGAGUAUAUUCUCUAACAUAUUUUAGUGUCAACAUUCCUUAAAAGGUGCCACCAGGGCUGGGAAUAUGGCUCAGUUGAUAGAGUGCUUGCUUCACAAGCACAAGGCCCUGGCUUCAGUUCCCAGCACGGCAAAAAAUUAAAAAAUAAAAAAAUAAAAGGUGCCACCAGUCUACAAAAUUGUCAGUCAGAUGUCGUUACCUUAGAUUAGAAGCAGUCUUUUUUCUAAUAGACCUUGCUAGGAUUGCUAAAAUAAUUUCUCGUGUUUUGUUGUUAUUUUUAUUUUUGUUUUGUCGGUCUGAGAAUUGAACCCAGGGCCUUGAGCAUGCUAGGCAAGUGCUCUACCAUUGAGAUACAUCCCCAAACCAGUCUAAAUAAAAAUUUUAGGUUGGUGUGUAGAUAGAAAUUACUUGAUUUAGAGUGGAUUUUUUUCCCCAGGUAAUACAAAAGGGUGUCGCAGUAAAUGUGGAGGUAGGAGUGAGAAGGAGUUGUUGCUGAUACCAAAACAGGUCUACAUAGUGGACAGGACCCCACUUGAGAAUGACUGAUCUGGGGAGUUUACCCUGUGUUGUCUGAAUGUUCUCGUUGUGUAUCAGGAGGACUAGAAUAGAUAAUUUUAAAACAUUUUUUAAGAAGCAGAAUCCUUGCCUGGUAGGGGGCACGCACCUGUAAUCCCAGCAACUCAGGGUACUGAGACGGUAGGAUCUCAAGCCAGCCCAGCCUGUGCAAUUUAGUGAGACCCUGUCUCAAAAGAAGAAGAAACAAGAUUCUUUAAUAAAUCUUACUUAGAAGUUGAAUGUACUUAAAAUAUUAUAGGCUUGGAGAAGGAGAUGCUAUGAGACCUGCCAGUUUGGUCCCUCACAAGCCACAGAGAACAGUUUGAUAACCAGUGGAAUAUAAUAUUCCUAAUUUUGAAAUACUGAAAGUCUGUGAGACUAAUCAGCAUUUUUCGAUCCACUUAUUUGAAACUUUGAGAUUCUGCUGAUCAUUUGAAGGUAUGUUUUACAUCAGUCCCUGUUUCAACAUAUUACUUUUUUUCAUGUUAACACGUGUUAAGUGAACAAAAUAAUAUUUUUCUGACUCUGACCUUGCAGGUGAAGUAGCUCUGAAGCUCUCUCUAUAGCCAUUAACGUGUUUGUUCCACACUUCAUUCUGAUGGAGAAUGAGGAACACUAAUGCACCAAGUGAAUCUGAGGGGUUUGAUAAUGUCUGGCCUAAAUAAUUAUGACUCUGGGAUUUGGUUGUCAUUUUUUAUUUAUAACUUAUUUUAAGUCACUUUCUGUUGCUUAUGGUCAUAGAUCACAUUCCCAGACAGCUUUGUCUGUUCCUUGUGUCUGAAUUCCUGUUUGCGAAAACACCUUGGGGGUUUCCUGCUCACAUUCCUCAUUCAUUGUCUUGGUUUAUUCCCUUUCCUCUGUUUUCUUUCUCCUCCACUAGUAAGUAGUAUUUUUUGGUUUCUUUCAGUAUUUUUCUUGACAGCAGUUGGUUUAUGUUAAGCCAUAAGGUUAUGUUAUGUUGAAACUUAGGGUUAUACUUUUUGUGUGGGCAUACUUGUAAUUAUUUUAAUUUUUCAAUCAUAGAUUCAAGCUUCCUUUUUAUUUACCAAAAAUCAUUAAAGUUAUUUGUG